This is a messenger RNA of Hirundo rustica (Barn swallow), 2019 nucleotides long. It is a transcript of the gene KHDRBS1, whose product is annotated as KH RNA binding domain containing, signal transduction associated 1. The transcript has 9 exons. Gene Ontology annotation, biological process: regulation of alternative mRNA splicing, via spliceosome. Lineage: Eukaryota; Metazoa; Chordata; Aves; Passeriformes; Hirundinidae. The coding region runs from base 1 to 1254 and encodes 417 amino acids. Gene Ontology annotation, cellular component: nucleus. The record is from RefSeq and is a predicted model, not a curated record. Gene Ontology annotation, molecular function: poly(A) binding; mRNA binding.
AUGCAACGCCGCGACGACCCCGCCGGCCGCCUGUCUCGGGGACAGGGCCCAGGAGGCCGCGCUCCGCCGCCGCGCCGCCCGCCCCGUGGCGGAGGGGCCCGCGGGGCCGCCAGCGGCGCGCAGCCGACGCCCGGUGCAGCCGCGGCCGGCGGGGCCGCAGGGGCGGGGAGCGCCGGUGGUUCGGCUGGCGGCAAGAUGGAGCCCGAGAACAAGUACCUGCCCGAGCUGAUGGCCGAGAAGGACAGCCUGGACCCGUCCUUCACGCACGCCAUGCAGCUCCUCACCGCAGAAAUUGAAAAAAUUCAGAAGGGUGAGACAACAAAGAAGGAUGAGGAGGAGAACUACCUGGAUUUAUUUUCCCACAAGAAUAUGAAACUGAAAGAACGAGUUCUGAUCCCUGUCAAACAGUACCCCAAGUUCAACUUCGUUGGGAAGAUCUUGGGACCCCAAGGCAACACCAUUAAGAGACUUCAGGAAGAAACUGGUGCUAAAAUCUCUGUGCUGGGGAAAGGUUCAAUGAGAGAUAAAGCCAAGGAGGAGGAGCUGCGCAAAGGGGGGGAUCCCAAGUACGCGCACCUCAACAUGGACCUGCACGUUUUCAUCGAGGUGUUCGGGCCCCCGUGCGAGGCCUACGGCCUCAUGGCCCACGCCAUGGAGGAGGUCAAGAAAUUCCUGGUCCCCGACAUGAUGGACGAUAUCUGCCAGGAGCAGUUCCUGGAGCUCUCCUAUCUCAACGGGGUCCCGGAGCCCAACCGCGGCCGAGGGGUCCCGGGUCGGGGCCGGGGGGCGGCUCCUCCUCCCCCUCCUCCUGUGCCAAGGGGCCGUGGGGUUGUUCCCCCUCCUCCCCCGAGGGGUGCCCUGGUGCGGGGAGCGCCCGUGCGCGGGGCCAUCGCCCGGGGGGCCACGCUGGCCCGGGGCGUGCCGCCUCCGCCGGCCGUGCGGGGCACUCCUGCGCCCCGGGCGCGGGCAGCUGGCAUCCAGAGGAUACCCCUGCCGCCUCCGCCCGUGCCUGAGAGCUACGAGGAAUACGGCUACGACGACACGUACGCAGAGCAGAGCUACGAGGGCUACGAGGGCUACUACAGCCAGGGCCAAGGGGAUACAGAAUAUUAUGAUUACGGACACGGGGAGGCACAGGAAACCUAUGAAGCUUAUGGCCAAGAUGACUGGAACGGAACGCGGCCGUCCCUGAAAGCCCCUCCGGCCCGGCCGGUCAAGGGGGGCUACAGAGAUCACCCCUACGGACGCUACUGAAACACAAAACAAAACAAACAAACAAACAAACAAACAAAACACAAAAAUGAGGGGAAAAAAAAUAACCCCAGUUUAAGAGCAAACAGUUGUUACUGGUUCUUGUAUCUCCCGGGAUUCCCGUUGUGCUUUACCCACGGCAGACAAGUAAUUGUCUCCCUGUUUUUAUUUCCUGGCCCUUUUUAUUUUUCUUUUUUUUUAUCCUCCCGCUCCAUCCUCACCUUGCAUUUUUUGGCUUCUGUGCGUAGCGAACUCCUGGAGUUGAAUUUGGAUAGAUUUAGGGGAAGUUUUGGGGUUUUUUUUUAAUUUUUAUUCUAUUUUUUUUUCCGGUGGGGGAGGGAGGGGGUGGGUUGGUUGUUUUGGGGGUUUUUUUUUGUUUUUUUUUUCCUUUCAGUAUAUAGAUGGCUUUUCUUUCUUUGUCGUUUUAGGUUAUUAAAAAAAAAAAAAUCAAACCAAACUGUACCUUUUUUAAGGAAAACACGUUAAAAAAAAAAAAAAAACCUAAAAAAAAAACCACCAACAAACCACAAGUUAAAAAAAAAAAAAUGUUAGUUUCCAAAGUGACGAGAUGCUUUGCUUAGUUCUGAAGUUAAGGUUUUGUUAAAACUUCUUAAAGUUUGUUUUAAAGGAACCCGUAAAGGUUGUAGUUGCAGAAUCCCAAAGUAGGCUACAUUUCAAAAUUCAGGGUUAUUUUUGUAAGAAUUAAAAUCAUAACGUAACAGUAGUGGCUGCCACCAUUUUAAAAAAAAAAAAACAAAAACAAAAUAA